Besnoitia besnoiti is the source of this 396-nucleotide messenger RNA. RefSeq names its product protein phosphatase inhibitor protein. The coding region runs from base 1 to 396 and encodes 131 amino acids. Gene Ontology annotation, cellular component: nucleus. The transcript has a single exon. Lineage: Eukaryota; Apicomplexa; Conoidasida; Eucoccidiorida; Sarcocystidae. The record is from RefSeq and is a predicted model, not a curated record. Gene Ontology annotation, molecular function: protein phosphatase 1 binding; protein serine/threonine phosphatase inhibitor activity.
AUGGCGGCAAGAGGCUCGGAGGGUUCCAGCGGCAGCGCGACGACGACUGUUUCCCCUCCGGCGGUCGUUCACAUCAUCGCUGAGAAUCGGGAAGCGUCUUCGCAGGGAUCUGGCGACUCCACCGUGGUGCCGCUAGCCGAGCGCCGCGUGAGUUGGGAUGCGCACACUGUUGACAACGAGAAUAUGCACAAGAAGAAGAGCAAAAAGUGCUGCAUCUUCCACAAGCAACGGCCCUUCGGCGAGUCCUCAAGCGAGAGCGACACCGACUCAGACGACGACAAGCCGCAUGCGUCGAAGAAAGAACGGCGCCACGAGGCCCACUGCCCGCACCGCGACCAGCAAAACACUCCAACUCCAGAUGACCGGAAACCUGUCACGCCAGGUAACGCGAGCUAG